Molecule: messenger RNA, 691 nt
Organism: Cajanus cajan (pigeon pea)
Lineage: Eukaryota; Viridiplantae; Streptophyta; Magnoliopsida; Fabales; Fabaceae
Product: glutaredoxin-C13
Source: RefSeq, a predicted model, not a curated record
UAGUAUAUCAGCUCAUUUCAAAUAACCUCAAGCUUCAUAUAAUUUUCUAUUCCCCAAAUCUACUCCUUAGACUGCCAACCCAAUAUAGCCAUUGGAUCGAAUUCGGUUAGGAUUCGGUCUGAUGGUUUGGGAGUUCUAGUGAGUCUAAGGAACAGGAUUCUGUAAAUAUAUUUAGAACAACAACAGGUGCUUGAUCAGUGUAUCAGGAUGGACAAGGUGACGAGGUUGGCCUCUGAAAAGGGUGUGGUGAUUUUCACAAAGAGCUCUUGUUGCCUCUGCUAUGCAGUCAACAUUCUGUUUCAUGAACUUGGGGUGAGGCCUGUGGUUCAUGAGAUUGACCAUGACCCUGAAGGAAGAGAAAUGGAGAAAGCACUAUUGAGGUUAGGCUGCACUGCUCCAGUCCCAGCUGUGUUCAUAGGAGGGAAGCUAAUGGGAUCCACCAACGAAAUCAUGUCCCUCCACCUAAGUGGUUCACUCACCCAAAUGCUCAAGCCUUACCAGGCCUUAUCUUGAAAAAAGAAACACAAAAACAGUUCCUGAUACCUGCUGGAAGAAUAAGCUGGCUUGAAUCAGAUGAAUAGUGAGCUUAGUAUUGAUAUUCUAGUAUUUUAUGUGUCAAGUGGUUCCUAGCAUUUGAUUAGCUAUGAUGUAAUCACAUAAAUAUUCUUAAUGAAGUUUGAUUUAUAUACUU